AUGUCGAAGUGGUCCCAUGAGUUAUCUAACUACCAGUAUAAACUCUUAUACAAGAAAGGUUCUUCUAACCAUGUCCCUGACUGUCUUAGUCGUGUUGCUAACAUUGAUGCUAGUGCUCUUGAUCCACAGAAGGUCAUUCAGUACCUGGAGGAAAGAGCUGUGCCACGACGAAAGCUACCUCUGCCGUUAGAAGAGUUCGAAUUAAUUAAUGGCAUUCUUUACCAUGUUCGACACCUACCAGAACGUCUCUUGCACCCGCUGGUCAUUCCUCGGGAGCUCGUGAUGUUUGCUCUAAAAUUGGUUCACUCUUCACCUCUUGGGGCACAUUCAGGAGUGUACCGGACAUACUGGAGACCAGGCAGUUUUGUGCGUUCGUGUGCAGUAUGCCAGCGGCGCAAGGGACCAGCUUACGGCAAGCGCCUAUGGCAAACGCUCCAGAUGUUAAUCUACCACUUGAAAGACUUAUCCCUCUGCCUUGUAAGAGUGCAGAGACUGUGGCUGAGGCUUUCAUCAAUACUUCGUGACUCUCUUUGGCCACCACGUGUUAUACAGACGGAUAAUGGAAGUGAAUUUUGUAACCGUCUAUUCCAACAGGUAUGCAGCAUUAUCCAGACAAAGAUGUCAUUCACGACGGUGUACCAUGCACAAGCCAAUGGCAUGAUUGAGAGGACUAAUAGAGUGGUAAAAGAUGCGCUGGCAACUCUGACGGAGAGCCGACCAGACACUUGGGAUCAGUACCUUCCCCAGGUUCGUUUGGCGCUUAACUCCUCGGUUCAUCGAAGCAUCAGAGAACAGCCGAUCUACCUCAUGACGGGUCAUCAUGGCCACUUCCCCCUCGGGCCCACCAACGACGUCACGAUUGCAGCCGAUUCGGCGAAGAGGUUUCAGGAACGUCUUCAGGUGGCGAGGUCGGUGGCGGUGGAAACUUCGAGUCGUGCACGAGAAGGUUGGGCGCGCAUCUACAACAAACGCGUCCGCAAGCACUUUCAGCCUAAUGUCGGGGUCCUUGUCUGGGUGAAAGUCCACCCGGGGCACCGUCGUGGUCCAGGUCGCGCCCUUGGUGACCGAUGGCGCGGUCCCGCGAGGAUAAUGAAAAGAAUCGGACCAGUGUCUUACUUGUGCAAGGAAGUGAACGAGCCAUACCGCGAGCUGAAGUGCCACAUCAAUCAAUUGAAGGAUUUUGUUCCUGAACAAGAAUUGCUAUUUACUGAUGACGUUGCUGAUAACUCGCUUCCCCUAGAAUGCGGAGACUGGGAUGAGCCUGGAGAGCCAUGGCGUCUCGCCCUUUUAUCCGUUGUUCGGUCUACAGAAUUUUAA
This is a messenger RNA of Penaeus monodon (black tiger shrimp), 1317 nucleotides long. RefSeq lists its product as uncharacterized. Gene Ontology annotation, biological process: DNA integration. Lineage: Eukaryota; Metazoa; Arthropoda; Malacostraca; Decapoda; Penaeidae. Gene Ontology annotation, molecular function: nucleic acid binding. The record is from RefSeq and is a predicted model, not a curated record. The transcript has 4 exons. The coding region runs from base 1 to 1317 and encodes 438 amino acids.